This is a messenger RNA of Dentiscutata erythropus, 273 nucleotides long. NCBI's taxonomy places the organism in Eukaryota, Fungi, Glomeromycota, Glomeromycetes, Diversisporales, Gigasporaceae. The record is from the annotation of a GenBank genome assembly.
AUGGAUAAUUCAGAAUUAAGUAAAUCUACUGCCGAAUCUGAAACACUUAUUACUUUACUUCAAGAAUUUAUAGACGAAAGUACUAGUGAACAAUCAAAUUCGGAUGAAAGUUUACAAAGUGAUAGUAGCGAUGAAGGAAAUAAUCCAUUGAUACCUCAACUAAAAAAUCCAAAGAGACGUCAAGGAAGGGGACGACCAUCAGGUACAAAACGAUUUAAAUCAUCACAAGAGGUUUCUAAGCCUAAGUCUAUAUAUGUGUUUGGUUCAAAAUAA